AUGAGAACGAGCGAAUCUAAAUCGAAUCAAAAUGCUGCUGCACCAUCCAAAUCAACGACAUCAUCCAAUAUUCGUCAACCACGACUACGUCGGGCUCAAAACUACCUUCUUCUAUGGGUUGAUACCAGCAUCGACCAAAAAAACGAAGAUUAUGAAAAUACAUUAAAACAAAUACGAACCAUUACUGGUGAUGUCAGUGUCUAUACGCAACGAGAUGAAUGUAUAGACUUUCUUACAGAUGCUCAAGAAGACGUCAAAUCUUUUCUCGUCGUCAAGGAUACUAUGUUUCAACAAAUAAUGCCUCUCAUCAAUGACAUUCCUCAGCUGGAUGGUAUCUAUAUCCUCAAUGAUAUUGAAACCGUACAGGACGAGCGGAUAAAAAAAUGUAACAAAAUCAGGCGCAUUCGUACCAACAUUAAUGACAUAUGUAAAGGAUUGCAAUCGGAUAUUAAACAACACAAUCAGGACUCGAUAGCUAUGAGUUUUAUCACAACGAAUGAAAUGGCUUCAACCGAUAAUUUAAAUCAGUUAGAGCCAAACUUUAUGUAUACACAGAUAUUUAAAGAAAUUCUUCUUGAUAUGCAACAUGAUGAACAGGCGAUAAAACAGUUUACUGCUUAUUGUCGACAUCAUGACUCUGGAUCGGCAAAGAAUAUUAAUGAGUUUGAAAAAGAUUAUCAACCUGAAUCAGCUAUUUGGUGGUACACUAGCCCAUCAUUUAUCUAUUCUAUGCUGAAUUAUGCUCUACGUUCUAUGGAAGGCGAUACCAUUAUUAAUAUGGGUUUUUUUAUUCAUGAUCUUCACCAACAAAUCCAACAACUAUACCAACAACAGGUUAAUAGUUAUGCCGAUGAACCAUUCAUAGUUUAUCGAGGACAAGGUCUUAUGACAUCAGAUUUUGAAAAACUUCAAAAACAAAAAGAUGGCCUUAUAUCAUUUAACAAUUUCUUGUCCACCAGUAAAGAUAAAGAAGUGUCUCUCAAUUUUGCUCUAUGUGCUUUAACAAAUCCGGAUACGGUCGGCAUUCUUUUUGUAAUGUCCAUUGAUCCUUGCAUUAAAUCAACACCAUUCGCCUCCAUCCAAGAGAUGAGUUAUUUUAAUGAAGAAGAUGAAACUCUCUUCUCAAUGCACACAGUAUUUCGAGUGGGUGUAAUGAAACAAAUGGACAAUGAGAAUCAACUUUACCAAGUUGAAUUACAAUUAACAUCGGAUGAUGAUCAACAACUACGAAUACUUACGGAUGGAAUACGAGAAGAAGCUGGUGGUGGUACUGGAUGGCAAAGAUUGGGUGACUUAUUGCUUAAAAUCGGUCAAUUUAAUAAAGCCGAAGAACUUUAUAACGCAUUACUCGAACAGACAUCUGGAGAGACUGAAAAAGCUUUUUAUUAUUGUUGUCUGGGAUAUGUUAAAAAUGAAUAG
Adineta steineri is the source of this 1419-nucleotide messenger RNA. The record is from the annotation of a GenBank genome assembly. Lineage: Eukaryota; Metazoa; Rotifera; Eurotatoria; Adinetida; Adinetidae.